CAAUGUACGAGAGAAAGAGAGUACAGUUAUGGAAGCGCAUGAGGAUAGCACAAGUCCUCGCAGCAAUUUUCCACAUCCCAUUCUUUGUGUUCUCAAGCAGCUAUGCCUUCUCAGGCUUAGGACCCUUCACUUCAUACUUAUUUUUUGUCACAAAUGUCUUCUUUUGGGCAGCCAAUAUUCCUGUGUCUAUGAAAAUGGCAGGGAGAUCAGGAAAACCCUUUAUAACUUGUAUGCUAAUAGGCAUCUUUGCUGUCCUCGGUGUCCUGCAUAAUGGUUUUGGUAUGAUGGUUGACAAAAAGGCAUGACAUUCACAUUCCCAUCAUGCUCUAUUCUGAGAUGCAAAUUUCUUCUUGAUGUUCUUGAUUACUAUAAUUGCUCUUACUCAAAGUGGACUCUUCAUUUCUUGAUUCAUUAUUGCAAGAAAAUCUAGAUAUAAUCCAAGAUUCCGCUUUGAGAGAUUAAAUGACACUGAUACUCUUUAUUCAAGUGUGGCUCAUAACUCAAGUAGUCAGCAAAAUCUCACUUUUCAAUAUCAACCAGAGCCAAAGAGGCCAUUAGGAUCAAUUCCAAGUUUUAAAGCUCCAGUUCAGAGGGUAGACCCUCGCCCAGUAGGAGCCCAGCCUUCCUUCCCAGUAAACCAACCGAUGAGAGGUCCUUCACCCAGUAACGACGAGUAUAUCCCAGAUGAUCUGCCUUAUGAUCCAAGAAAAACUAGACAGUCUUUGUAAUGCCAUUCAAAAUUGAUUGGAGAAUUGUUCUCCAAUUAAAAAUUCCAAUUCUUUCCUAACAAUAAAGAAAUUGAUUU
Moneuplotes crassus is the source of this 805-nucleotide messenger RNA. The record is from the annotation of a GenBank genome assembly. Lineage: Eukaryota; Ciliophora; Spirotrichea; Euplotida; Euplotidae.